ACACCGCCGCGAGAUGGCAGCAGUGUGACGUCACGAAGGCUUUCAGCCCAGGAAGAAGAAAAAAGGCGGAAGUUGGCGCCUUCCAGCGGAGACAAAAGACAAAGAACAACCAAGACGAAGUUUGAGUUUAAAAACAUUCAAAAUGCUGAAAGAGUUGGUGAAGGAGCGACUCAUGGCGGCGGCAGAUGAAAUAUUCGCGCUGUUUGAAAGAACCAUCGCGUCGUACGAGGAGGAACUUUCUAGAACAAAAGAGGAGAAGGCAGUUCACGACGAAGAUGUCCGACAGCUGAUUGAUCGUCAAGAAAAACGUCGCCCGCGGUCGAGAAUCUCUACUUUAAAUGACGAGGAUCCACAGCCCCCCCGCAUUAAAGAGGAAGAGUUCUUGACCCCUCAGUGGGGAGACUGUCUUCCUGUCUUGAGGGAGGCCGAGCUCACCAAGUUGCAACUGACUGUGGUCUCCAUGAAAACUGAAGACCCUGAAGACAAACCGCCCGAGUUUCAUCACAGUCCGUGUGAGGAGAUCAAAGGGGCGGAGCCUCCAAGCACCAGCUCACUUCCACACAUGACAACAGACCUGAGUGGAGCUCCGCUGUCAGACAAUGACGACACAACAUCACACUUUCCUGAGGAUGAAGAACCUUUGAGCAGCGACACAGACUGUGAAGGUGACAUCGGGACUCAAACCGACAAGCAACACUCCGAAUGCUCUGAAGAGACCGGUAAAAAAUGUUUCUACUGCUCGUUUUGUGCUAAAGAAUUCCCGAUGAUGUCCGGUUUGACUCAACACAUGAGAACGCACACCGGAGAAAAGCCUUUUAGUUGCUCAGUUUGCAGCAGUACAUUUUCUCACAGGUUCGCUUUACAACGACACAAGGGGACGCACGCAGGAGAAAAACCUUUCAGUUGCUUCGUUUGCCACAACCGGUUCACUCAAAAGGACACGUUGGUGAAACACAUGCGCACGCACACCGGAGAAAAACCCUUUGGAUGUUCAGUUUGCGACAACAGAUUUACUCAAAAGGCAACGCUGGUGAAGCACAUGCAGACGCACACAGGAGAGAAACCCUUCUGUUGUACGGUCUGCGGUAAAAGAUUCACCCGGAAGGCAACCUGGGUGUCGCACAGGAGGACGCACACAGGAGAAAAACCUUUUAGCUGUUUAGUGUGCACGAGCACGUUUUCUCAAAAGUCCGCUUUGAAGAUACACAUGAGGACGCACACGGGAGAAAAACCGUUCAGUUGUUCAGUCUGCGGCAGUAGGUUCUCUCACAGGUCGGCUUUGAAAAUACACGCAAGGACACACACGGGAGAAAAACCUUUUAGCUGUCUGGAUUGCAGUAGUACGUUUUCUCACAGGUCUACUUUAAAAAUUCACAUGAGGACACACAAGAGGGAGAAAAAGUCUUAGUCGCCCAUAGCUUUUAUCUUGAAAACGGCUUAAUAACGCAGCUUAAAAAAACAACAACAUAUAUACAAGGGUUAGUAAACAAUUUCAAACAUAAUUUGUACUAAAAGAUUCAAGAAAGAACAAAAAGAAACAAGCAGCGUUGGUCGGGUCCGCCGUUGGCCGCCGCCGCCGUGUCCCGAGUCCCGAUCUUAGUCAGACCUACAUAGAAGUUUUUGUUUCAUCACUCUACGACAUUCCUAACAGAAUUUACAAGCAGUUUUGUCAGUUUUUUUUCUUAGGGGGCGCUAGAACCCAAUUGUCAUUGUUGGGGUUUGUUUUUUUAUUGGAUGGCAAUUUUCACCAGUCCUGAUAUGUGUGUAAAAUUUGGUGAGUUUUGAAGCAUGUUAAGGGGGUCAAAUUACAGAUUGGCCUUUCUGGAUGUUGUUGAUAAAUGGCUUUCGCUUGGCAUAGUAUAGCUUUAACUUGCACUUUGAAGCAUUUUAAGGGGGCCAAAUAUCAGUUCAAAGAGGCAAAAAAGGCAUUUUUUGCAAAUAUUUUGUUUUGAAGGGGUUUUUGCGAACUUCCUGUUGAUUUUAGGUAUAGAAGUGUUUUAUGAAAUGUAGGUCUAAGUCAGACCUACAUAAAGGUUUUUGUUUCAUGUCUCUACGACAUUCCUAACGGAAGUUACAAGCAGUUUUGUCUGGGUUUUUUCCUAGGGGGCGCUGGAGCGCAAUUUUGCAGCAGUUCAGUAUUCAGUAGUCUGCACGAUACAAGUCAAGGCAGAUGGCCGCCCUGCCGCAACUUUUUGUUACAAUUUUCUUUUCCAAUUCUUCCUCUUGUAGGGUUUUCUUUCCUUAAAUUCUGUCAAGUUUGGUCGGAACUUUUACAAACCACACACCAGAAAUCAACCAAAAGAUGUAUUAAAAGUAAUUGUGUGAUUGUUGUUUAGCAGACAUAUCAUAUGCAAGUAAACACAACUGUUUGUGUUAUUUUGUGUACUUUGUACUCUGUGCUAAGAUGUUUUAUUAUAUUCUUAGUAGCUAACGUCGUUUUCUGUAUACAAAACUGUUUUUCAUCUCAAAUAAAUCGGUUUGAUGUUAAAAGACUUUUAUUUUUGAAAGAUUCUAUUCAACCGUGUGUUACUUGCAGUAAAUUGGUUUCUUUUUGCUGCUCACACUUCAUUUGUUUGAGUAUUCCGACCUUGUCUCUCCCAGACAGCCCGUACUCAGUUGUAGUGCACUUUUCCACCACUUGUGGCAGUCAUGACAUCAUCAAAUACACAGAAAUAGUCUAGAGCUGAAGUUUCCUUAAGCGCAAAAAAUAUGACUAAAGGGGUGAAUCUGUAUUUUCAUACGCGUUGCAAUUGUGUUGAAAGUUGUGUUAAUAAAGAAACGUGUGUCUGUGUGAAACUCACCCAUUAAAGGCAGUGGGCGGGGCUAACCGAA
Messenger RNA from Nerophis ophidion (straightnose pipefish), 2832 nucleotides. RefSeq names its product oocyte zinc finger protein XlCOF6.1-like. Bases 143 to 1408 code for a protein of 421 amino acids. The transcript has 2 exons. Gene Ontology annotation, cellular component: nucleus. Lineage: Eukaryota; Metazoa; Chordata; Actinopteri; Syngnathiformes; Syngnathidae. The record is from RefSeq and is a predicted model, not a curated record.